Messenger RNA from Bursaphelenchus okinawaensis, 3200 nucleotides. The record is from the annotation of a GenBank genome assembly. NCBI's taxonomy places the organism in Eukaryota, Metazoa, Nematoda, Chromadorea, Rhabditida, Aphelenchoididae.
AUGAUAACUGUUGGUACUAUCAAGCACUUCGCUAUUGGAGUUAACAUCUUUCACGUUUUGUUUGUAUUAUUUGGAGCUCCAUUUCUUGUGUAAGUUUAUAUAAAUGUAAGAUCAUAUUGUUGAAUUGCAAAGGCUAUCGAUAUAUUAGCGUUAUAAAAAGAAGCUUGUCGUAUUUCAUAAAUGUUUUAAUACGUUUCUGUUGUAAAACACGAGUGAAAAUAAAAUGAAUAAACGAAAGUUAUAUAACUUUAUUUAUGUAAAACAACUUACAGUGACUUCGAGUGGACGUUGGCAUUAGCUGCAGUUCAAAGUCUCUGUUCGGCCGUUCCUGUGAGUAUUGCGGUAGAAGGAAGAACUGACGACAUUAUCCCGUUUCUGGUCGAAAAAGAAUUGUAAGUCUGAAAAAAUAUUAGUUUGGUCGUCAAAGUUGACGCAAAUGUGACAAAAAAACUUCUGCUUAGUCUUCAUUUCCUUUGUAAAGAUGAUUUGUUGGACACGAUAGUACAGUAUACGAAUAGACUCAUAAUAUAAAUGGAAGUUUCGGUGUUUUAAUAAAUUUCGAAAUUUCAGCGAUCCGAAAAAGAAAGCUCUCAAGUUUGUGGCAUUUUUGUCCCUUUUUGGCAACUGGAUUUCAGCCGCUGUUAUUCCACUGGACUGGGACUUGUGGUGGCAGGUAAGGAUUAAAAUAUUAAAAAAUAAAUUUUGUUUUGACUUUUUUAUCAAUUAGAUCUAUUAAUUCUUUUGCAGUUUUUUAACUACAGAAAAUGGCGGAAGAGUUAAUGGAUUGACUUCAAAAACUAGGACGGUAGUGUUAUAAGUCAAUAAUUUUUAAAGAAAUUGAUCCAGUAAUUCCUUCGUAACCUAUUAUGAAACUUUAUUUCUGAAAAUAUUUUGAAAUUUGUUUGUUUUCAGCGAUACCCGAUUCCUAACUUUGUGGGCGCGACCUCAGGCUUCGUGCUGGGCGUAGCUCUUGUGCUAGUAUUCAGAGCCCUGAACUUGUUUGGCUUUUACAGAAAGUCAUCUUCACUUCAUCCCAAAACCGUAUAAACUACGACAAAAUGCAGUCGGAACUGUUCGAGAACCCAUCCCCAAAGUUAAAAGCCAUUGUUUUUGCUGAGUUUGACAACAAGAUCGGCAGGGUCAUACGGCACCAGGUAAGUUGUUUUGAAUUUUCUGGUUUUUGGCUAUUUUUGUAUAGUAACGGAGGUUUUUUUGGCGUUUCGGUAACAAUUUUCAAAAAUUUUGAAGAUUUUGGGUAACAUAAUAGUCAUAAAACAUACUUUAACUUACAAAUUUGUGGUAGUCUACAUUGUGUAUAAAUUUAAUACUAUUUUAAGUGAAAAAACAAAAAUGUUAAAGUUUUAGGUAACAGAUAUUUUACAGUUUUCAAUUAACUAACAGGUCUCUUGAUUUAGGUACCUCACAACAUAUUCAGUACGACGCACUUUGAUGCCUUUGCCAGCGCCAUCAUUCCCUCAGAAGACAUGCGAGAUCGUCUCAUCAUGGUUAAUAUGUACGAUUGGAAGGUGAUGGGCUACCCAGUUUACAUCAGAAACGAGAAGUACGAGCGGAAAGUGUACAUAUUCAACAUGUGCUUCGUGGUCGACAAACAAGACACCCAAAGUGAUUGUAUGUAUGAGCCAUUGGUCCAAAAGUGCGCAGAAUAUCUGGUGGAUAUGGAGGUGGAGAAUGAGUUUCUGAGUCGAAAAGACUCUAGGCUCGAAGAUCUGAUGGAAAGGGUCUUUCAAGGGCUUAACGAGAACGGUAAGACAAUGUUCACGUCCAAAUUUUGUAAAAAAUGGUCAUAAAGCUCUAAGUUUGGGGCGCAGACUGCUGAGUGACAUUUUUAUACGAUGAAAACUGUUCAAUUUUUAAAAGUGUUGAAAAGACUAUUUUGUCUCAUGCUAUGCAGUUGGGAAGUUGUAGUAUCGUUUUGUGUAAAAUACGUUGAGAUAGUGUGAUUUUGUUCAGGAGAGUGCAUUCAUUCCAUCACUAACGAGACCACGUUGUUCCUAAAGUUAUGUCCAGCCUUUCAUGGUCGCGAGCCACCUCAAGUGAGCUCAUUCAUGGUACCGGUCUUUACAAAAACUCCGCCUAUUUCACCCGCUGAUCUCAGCAAAAUGGACGUUUUGUCUCAAAAGGUACUUUAUUGUUAUCAAAAAUAGUAUUACAGGAGGUAGCAAUCAUUGUUACUAAUUAUAAAGUCGAGUAAAUAUACAACAUAAUAUUAUGUGUGUUUAUUCUCUAUGUUAUAGGCCGAGCAAUGUGUGUAAAUUUGCUGUUUUUUUAUAAUACUGUUGUAGAUCUGCCCGUUCAUCGACGGAGUGUGUUGUGUUAAAGACAUUGCCAGUCUGAUCCAAGUUGACGUAGAUCUGGUGAAGCGAUGCAUCAGGAACUUGUACUUCUACGGUUGUGUUGCCCUACUGCCAAUCUUUUUGUACUCUAACUACUACAUGGCCACACCUCGAGUCCGACAGUUUAUGAAGAAGGAGAAGGUGGUGGAGGAAUGUCUGGAGUUUGUGAAGAAGGACAAGUCCUUGUCUAUACCUACCAAAAGUGACCUUUUUCGAUUGUAUAUGAGUUUAACUGUAAGUUAAAGGCACAGUAAGCAGACUUUAGUUACUGUUCGAAGUUUUUGUGUUACAUAGCUACUUUAGUUACAGUACACAUUCAUUAAGUAUACUGUAUUUUUUGAUUUAUUUAAUUUUCGUAGUAAUCUGUCUGUUUCAGCCAAAUAUGGAUAUGCAGAACUGGUUCCGUGUCCACUGUCCAGCCGACUAUAAUAUUGACGAGAGACGGUUCAUUCAGUUUGGGGUCCACUACAACUUCAUCAAGGUACUCAAAGUGUACCCACAAGCAGAAGAUUGGCCCGAAUCUUGGUAUGUUUUUGUAUAUAAUGGUCAGUAUGUAAAGAGAAGUGCCAUAACAGCAUAUUAUUUAUAAUUAGAAGGUUGGUUUACUUACUAGUUGGACUACUUUUUUGGAUAUUUAUUAUUACUAUGUUACUAUAGCCUGUUAUUGCUAGGAUUGUAUUAUAAUUAAAAAUGCUAGUUAAUAUAAUUUCAAUGGUUGAUUUCAGUGUGACCGAACUGUGUAACGGCGAGAACACGGUGGAAGGCAUAGCCACCAUCCUAUCGUGCUCACCGUACUCUCUUCAGAAGCGGCUACAGGAACUGGACCUGCCCAUGAUAUACCGAUAG